AUGGGGAUCCUCCCUUUCCUUCUUGCAUCCGCAUCAUGCAUCGCCUCGACUUUCUGCCAAAACAACUCGGUCACCACCACCUUCACCAAUCCCAUCUUGGAUGCAGUAGGUGCUGACCCCUGGGUCAUACGCCAUGAUGGGUAUUAUUACAUGACGUACACCACCAACGACGACAUAACACUGCUUCGAAGUCGGCUCCUAACAAACUGGAAUGACGCCGAGAGAAGAGUCAUCUUCAAGCCUCCACCCGGGCUGAAUUACUCGACCGACAUCUGGGCUCCCGAGCUUCACCACCUGUCCGGUAACUGGUAUGUCAUCUUCACUGCCGACCCUCGUUACGACAAUCCCCCACCAGAAGUCGACAUGCUAUGUGUCUUCAACUGCCCCGCCGUGCAUCAUCGCAUGUUUGUGUUAGAAGGGACGGGCACAGAUCCUUGGGCAGCCGAGUACGAGUACAAGGCCCAACUCGACACGUACGACCAGUUCGCCAUCGAUGGGACGUACUUCCAGCAUGACGGCAACCUGUACCAUACAUACAGUUGUUGGUCCGAAGCCUACGACGCCUGGCCAGCCAACCUCUGCAUCACCAAGAUGUCGAAUCCCUGGACGGUAUCUUCACCCUUGUCGGAACGGCAGAUCAUCUCGGUGCCCACGAAUCCAUGGGAAAAGACUCCCUACGGUAGGCGGGUCAACCAUCGCCUCUCAACAAACGAGGGUCCCCAGCAACUCACGAAUCCAGAGACUGGCCAGAUUUUCCUCAUCUUCAGUGCUGGCCGCUCGGAUAAUCGUAACUAUUGCCUCGGCCAGCUGUCCCUUGUUGGUGAUGACCCGAUGGAUCCACACAGUUGGAAGAAGCACAAUGACGGCUGCGUAUUCUACCAGAAUGCCGAGGAGGGGGUUUACGGGGUCGGUCAUGCGAGCUUCGUGCAAAGUCCGGACGGCACAGAAGACUGGAUUGUGUACCACGGGAUGCAGGAUCCAGCGAACGGUUGGGCGGCCCGUACCAUUCGAGCACAGAGGUUCAGCUGGAAUGAGGAUGGAACGCCUAACUUCCCGCGCCCAGGGUACGGGCCGUAUCACGUUCCGAGUGGUCAGGUGGGAGACAAGUCAUGCUAG
Messenger RNA from Westerdykella ornata, 1116 nucleotides. Its product is annotated as alpha-N-arab-like proteininofuranosidase. Lineage: Eukaryota; Fungi; Ascomycota; Dothideomycetes; Pleosporales; Sporormiaceae. The transcript has 3 exons. Gene Ontology annotation, biological process: carbohydrate metabolic process. Gene Ontology annotation, molecular function: hydrolase activity, hydrolyzing O-glycosyl compounds. The coding region runs from base 1 to 1116 and encodes 371 amino acids. The record is from RefSeq and is a predicted model, not a curated record.